Molecule: messenger RNA, 1510 nt
Organism: Ipomoea nil (Japanese morning glory)
Lineage: Eukaryota; Viridiplantae; Streptophyta; Magnoliopsida; Solanales; Convolvulaceae
Product: probable serine/threonine-protein kinase Cx32, chloroplastic
Exons: 6
Coding region: 223-1275 (350 amino acids)
Biological process (GO): protein phosphorylation
Molecular function (GO): protein kinase activity; ATP binding
Source: RefSeq, a predicted model, not a curated record
UCUCAUUUCCUGGGUGCUCUCCUUCUGUGAAACUCCCAGCAUAAUUAUAUUCCACAAUAUAUAUUACACCACUCAUCUCAAAGAUCGAUCGAGGAAGAGAUUAUUCUAUACAGAAAUGGGAAACUGCUGGAGCUUACCUGUGAACAGCGCUCCAAGCAACAACGCACUUCCCAAAUCCAAAGAUAGAUCGAUCUUGCAGGCGGCGAUAAUGGAAGGGGAAGUAUGGAGGUGGGACCGGAUGAGGCGGUGGAUAUGGCGAUGUCACCUGGCGGCAAGAGCAGAGAAGGCGGCGUUGACUUGCCGGCCAGCGGUAGAAUAGUGACGCCCAACUUGAAAAUGUUCAGUUUCUCUGAACUGGAGAGAGCCACGAGGAACUUUAAACCGGCGACGGUGUUGGGUGAAGGUGGGUUCGGUCGAGUUUUCAAGGGGUGGAUUGACGAGAAGACGUUGGCCCCGUCCAAGGUCGGCGUCGGAAUGGCGGUGGCCGUAAAAAAAUCUAAUCCAGACAGUGAACAAGGCCUCCGGGAAUGGCAGGCUGAAGUGAAAUUUUUAGGGAAAUUUACCCACCCUAAUCUUGUGAAGUUAAUUGGCUAUUGCUGGGAAGAUAAUGAAUUUCUACUGGUGUAUGAGUAUAUGCAGAAGGGUAGCCUGGAAAGCCACCUUUUCAAAAAAUGUGCUGAAGCUCUUUCUUGGGAGACGCGGUUAAAAAUAGCUAUAGGUGCAGCUCGAGGGCUUGCUUUCCUACACUCUACAGAAAAACAAGUUAUUUACCGUGAUUUUAAAGCCUCCAACAUAUUGCUGGAUGGGGAGUUUAAUGCGAAGCUUUCAGAUUUUGGAUUGGCGAAAUUAGGUCCAGUCAAUGGAAACUCGCACGUAACAACACGAAUUAUGGGAACCUACGGCUACGCAGCACCAGAGUACAUGGCUACUGGUCAUUUGUACGUGAAGAGUGAUGUGUAUGGUUUUGGAGUGGUUUUGUUAGAAAUAUUAACAGGGCUAAAAGUAUUAGAUCUGAGUCGGGCUAGUAAUGAGCAAAAUUUGGUGGAAUGGACUAAGCCCAUAUUAGGGGAGAAAAGGAAGAUAAAGACGAUAGUGGACCCAAGACUUGAAGGCAAGUAUCCUUCCAGGGCUGCAACCAGAAUAGCAGAGCUGAUAUUAAAGUGUUUUCAGGAUGAACCCGGGAAGAGACCGUCCAUGGAUGAGGUUUUGAAGAGCUUGCAGGAAAUUAACGACGUCAAGACCAGACGGAGAGACCACAGAUCCAAUCGUAGUUAGCCCAGUCGAUCUGCAGAUUAUUCAACCAUUAUCUAUAUAUGUAUAGUAUAUUCUUAAUUAAUUAGGAAUCUCAUAGCAGAUCAGAUUAGAUUAUUAAUGUUUGCUAGUUUUCAUGAUUGAAUUGGGGCGCGGCUAUUAUUUGGUAAGAAAGGCCCAUCCAUACAUUACCCCAUUGUUAAUUGGCACUAUUAUAUUGCCCAUAUAUAGAACGUAGCUAGCUAGUAUUCAUAGUUUA